Penaeus vannamei (Pacific white shrimp) is the source of this 1846-nucleotide messenger RNA. Lineage: Eukaryota; Metazoa; Arthropoda; Malacostraca; Decapoda; Penaeidae. The record is from RefSeq and is a predicted model, not a curated record.
AACUGUGUCAGCAGCUCUACAACCUUCAGUCACUCAGUCUCAUGCAGUCAACUUUAGUGGAGCUACCAGCUACUGCAGUCAACUCUGCUGCAGCCACAUUAACAAAUGCAGGCUCCACUACCGGCGUUGGUAAAAACUUAUCGUCUGUGAAUCAGGAUAGUCUAGCAACAGGAAGUGUGAAAUUAUGCAUCCCAGCUGCUAAUUUUUCACAUAUUAUCAAUUCAGAUGAUGGUGAGGAAGAUAUGGCAGCAAAGUUAAGUGGAUUAGUACAGACAGCCUUGGUGGUUCCAACAAGCAGCAACUGUUCACCCCAAACAGUGACCACUUUGGUGUCUCAGCCACAGGUACUUUCAACAGCUUCUUUACCAACGCCUGUCACCACGCAACUCAGCCCUCACCUUACUAGUCAGUUGACGUCAACGAUAACAAAUUGUUCAAAGAACCAGUCCAUUGUGGUCACAACAUUAGAGGAUCCCUUGGGCUUACAGCUGGCUGAAGUUGGAGGCACUGGGGUCGACAGAAGUACAUUAUUGAAUCAAGGGUUGCAAAGUGUAGUUAAGGAAGAAGAUCUCCUGAGUGAUGGAGAAGGUACCCACACCCAAGCAGGCCUUAAUACAGGUCUUGAUCCUUCGUCCCCUGCAGUUACCUCACAAGUUAUUCUGAAUGAUCCUAUUCUCUCUGUGUCAGGUGAACCCCUAGGCUGUGAGGAGUGCCUUCAACAGGAUCGAGAUGAUGCUGAUAUUGUCAUAGUAUAAAGUUUGCCAGAUUUACAAGUAUCUCUCACAUACUAUCUCUUUGAUAGAUGAUGUUUACAGACUUACUAGCAGUAAAAUGACAAGGAAAAUAUGAUGAAAAAGGAAUUAUAUAACAGAAUUUGUAUUGUAAUUCAAAAUGACUUUCUUCUUAUCUAAUUGACCAAUUGAUUGUUUAUUUUUGUUGUAUAGAUGCAUAUAUUUGAAUAUAUAAUAAGAAGACUAUAUAUUCAUUAAAGGUUUAUAAGUUUUCUGUACUUGUCUAUGCAUUAUUCAAGCCAUAUUUAUAGGAAUACACUGUGAAACUGCCCUUGUGAAAAUAUUACUUGGACUAGAUAGUUUCAGAAUCUGAAUCACCCACGCAUCGAAAUAGAAAGAUGAACAUGUUUUUAUCAUGUUUACUAGUUGAUAUUUGUAAUAAAUGAUAUGUUACUUCUAUUUUCAUAAUGUAUUGUCUGAAGUGGAAGUUUUGAAUUAGAUUAUGGUCUAUGGAGGUGAAGAAUAGCUUACUGCUUUUACAUGUAAUAUCUGUGAUAUAAAUAACAUAUUAUAUUGUGGUUCAUGGAUAUAUAUUGCUCAUAUACUGAAAGCUUAGUACUACUAGUUAAGGUAACAGCAUUGCCCAUCAAAAAAUGCUGAGCAAUCUCUCAAAUUUGAAUUUCAACAUUUCUAAAGAUACAGUAAUUUCAGCCGUGGUAGCAAACAGCUAUUUUAGUGAUAUCAUUAUGAUGUAAGCAGUCAUAUUACAAUGUCAUUCUCUGAUAAAUAAUAGAUAAAUUUGGGGACAAGCAGCAAUAUGAAAUAUACAUUCUCUGGCUGUAGAGUAUUUGAAAAUGCCAGAGAAGAUUGAUAAGUAUUUAUAAAUUGAAAUCUUGUGAUUUGAAUGUUACUUUAAUAUUUUGGAAUUGUUUUGACAUGAAUUUCAAAUUUGAGAGAUUUCAUUUUUGUAUUGAGGUUCAGAAAUAUACAAUAAAUCAGGAAAAUGAAGCAAUAGACAGCCAAGGAAAAAUGUUAAAUCUUUGUAUUUUGUAUGGAUAUUUAUGAAUAUAUAUUUUAGUUAUGUAUUAUAGAAAUAAAAUGUAAUCCAAAACUCA